Sphenostylis stenocarpa is the source of this 1497-nucleotide messenger RNA. Lineage: Eukaryota; Viridiplantae; Streptophyta; Magnoliopsida; Fabales; Fabaceae. The record is from the annotation of a GenBank genome assembly.
AUGGGUCUUGCUUCUUUGUCAAUGGAGAAUCACCAUCCAUCCACGCUCUUGUCAAUGGACUCAAGUGCAUCUUCUCAUGAGGAACUCGAAUUGGAGAUGAAUCGCCAAAUCAUACUCUCUCGUCCCCCCGAUAUCAACCUGCCUCUCUCCGCCGAGCGCAGCCCCCCGCAGCCGUGGAAUUCUGAGCCUUGUGAUAUUCUUGAUGUUGGUCUUGGCACUCAAGGGUAUGAGACUGAGAGUUUUAUCAAUCUGCCCAAAGUUGGAAGGAAGUGCGCGAAGCGCGUUGAUAGCAUAUGGGGUGCUUGGUUUUUCUUUAGUUUUUACUUUAAGCCUUCUUUGAAUGAUAAGUCUAAGGCCAAGAUUGUCAGGGACAGCAACGGUGUUUCAGGGUUCGAUAAAUCUGAUCUGAAGCUUGAUGUUUUCAUGGUUCAACAUGACAUGGAAAACAUGUACAUGUGGGUUUUCAAGGAGAGGCCUGAGAAUGCUUUGGGUAAGAUGCAGCUGAGGAGUUACAUGAAUGGGCAUUCCCGUCAAGGGGAGCGCCCGUUUCCCUUCAGUGUUGACAAGGGUUUUGCUCGGUCCCACCGGAUGCAGCGAAAGCAUUACAGAGGAUUGUCAAACCCUCAGUGUGUGCAUGGCAUUGAGGUUGUUUCCGCACCAAAUCUGAUGACCCUGGACGAGGACGAUAGAAAACGGUGGAUAGAACUCACUGGUCGAGAUUUGAAUUUCACAAUCCCUCCGGAAGCAAGUGAUUUCAGUUCAUGGAGAAAUCUUCCCAACACAGAUUUUGAACUGGAGAGACCAGCUCCCCCAAUCAAGAAUGGUCCUAAUUCACACCCGAAGAAGCUGCUUAAUGGAUCUGGACUGAAUUUGUCAACUCAUCUAUCCAAUCACAGUAAUGGUGAUGGGUUGGACCUCUCUCCUGUCAGCAGCAAAAAGAGGAAGGACUUUUUUCCUCAUGGAAAUGAAGAAGAAUGUUACCUGGCUGUUAAUCCUCCGUCUGAUCGUAUUCCGGAUAUAGAAAUGCACCCAAGUGAGCCACACUGGUUGAAUGACUUUAGCGGGGUGAUAAAGAGUGUUUAUGGACCUGUUACUGCUGCAAAAACUAUUUAUGAGGAUGAACAAGGUUACUUAAUUAUCAUCAGUCUGUCUUUUGUGGAUCUUGCAAGUGUGAAAGUUUCUUGGAGGAACACUCUGACUCACGGUAUCAUAAAGGUUUCCUGUAUGAGCACAUCUCGAAAACCUUUCAUCAAAAGACACGACAGGACAUUCAAACUUACAGAUCCGUCGUCAGAGCACUGCCCUCCUGGAGAAUUUGUCCGAGAAAUCCCUCUCUCAACCCGAAUUCCUGAAGAUGCCAACAUAGAAGCAUACUAUGAUGGGCCGGGAUCAGUGCUUGAGAUCUUGGUGCCAAAACAUCGCGUUGGACCCGAAGAGCAUGAAGUCCGUGUUUGCCUCCGCCCUCAUCUGGGAGGGAAUGAUCUUAAGUUAACAUGA